AUUUCAUUAAAUUUUAACAAAAAAUUAAGAAAAUAUGGAUAAUGAAGAUUUAGAUAUGGAAGUCGUUGCUCCAGAGGAUGCCGAAAGCGAUAUGGAGGGUAAUGAUAGUGAUGGUGAACAACAGGACGACGGCCAAAAAGAAGUGUAUUUGCCGGGCAAACCCUUGGAAGCCGAUGAAGAGUUGGUAUGCGAUGAAUCAGCAUACGUUAUGUUGCAUCAGGCCUCCACCGGGGCACCCUGUCUUAGCUUUGAUGUUAUUGCCGAUGAAUUGGGAGAAAAUAGAGAAAACUAUCCGUUGACAGCCUAUAUGGUGGCUGGUACACAGGCAUCACAAACCCAUGUCAACAAUUUAAUUGUUAUGAAAAUGAGUAACUUGCAUAAAACUCAAGAGGGUGGAGACAAUAAAGAUGAUGAGGACGACGAAGAACUGGAUGACGAUCAAGAUGAGGUUGUCGAUAAAGAUGAACUAAAGAAACCCGAUAUGACUUGUGCUUUAAUAAAGCAUCAAGGCUGUGUUAAUCGUGUACGCUCGAAGCGUAUUGGUAAUACUGUCUUUGCGGCCUCUUGGAGUGAAUUGGGUCAUGUUAACAUAUGGAAUUUAUCUCGCCAACUACAAGCCAUUGAAGAUACUCAGCUUUUGAAGCAGUAUGAAAGAGAAGUAGCCAGCGAAGUAGUUAAGCCAGUUUUCAAAUUUAGUGGCCAUCAACAGGAGGGUUUUGCUCUUGAUUGGAGUCCCUGUGCAGAUGGUGUGUUGGCUACUGGCGACUGCAAGCGCGAUAUUCACAUUUGGUCUCCGUUGGAAGAUGGAACAUGGAAAGUUGAUCAACGACCAUUGAUCGGUCAUACAGCAUCAGUGGAAGAUUUGCAAUGGAGCCCCAAUGAACGCAGUGUCAUUGCCUCAUGCUCGGUUGACAAGUCCAUACGUAUUUGGGAUGUGAGGGCACCGCCCCAGAAGGCCUGCAUGCUGACGUGCGAAAAUACUCAUGAAAGUGAUGUUAAUGUUAUAUCAUGGAAUCGCACUGAGCCAUUUAUAGCAAGUGGUGGUGACGAUGGUUUCUUGCACAUCUGGGACUUGAGACAAUUCCAAACUAAAAAGCCCAUUGCCACUUUCAAACAUCAUACAAAUCACAUAACCACCGUCGAAUGGAAUCCAAGAGAUGCAACAGUUUUGGCAUCCGGCGGCGAUGAUGAUCAAAUCGCUCUAUGGGAUUUGGCAGUAGAAAAAGAUAUUGACCAGGAAGCUCAGGAAAUGGAUACACAAAAUAAUGAUGACCUUCAAAAAUUACCACCUCAACUAUUGUUCAUACAUCAGGGCCAAAAGGAAAUCAAGGAAUUACAUUGGCAUCCCCAAUUGCCCGGAGUUAUUUUAUCAACCGCCCAUAGUGGUUUUAAUAUAUUCCGUACAAUAAGCGUUUAAAAUCAUCUAUUUUAAGAUUAAAGUCAUUUUAGUAAUUAUUUUUUUUUGUUUUUUUUUUACAUUUUUGUAAAUAUGUUUCUUUUUAAUAGUAAUCCAUUAAUAUAAAUUGGAAACCGUUAUUGUGCGCUGGCAUUUUGAUCUUGAUCCUCCUCCUCAUCAUCAUUUAUCAGCAUGGCUGUGUUAAUGAGGUGACGCAUGGUUGGACGGCCAUGAGGACAAUUCUGUAAAGUAUAUAGUUGAGAUUUUUUAUUACGAUCAAAUAAAUAUUCAUGCUAAAUACUAAAACUA
Calliphora vicina (urban bluebottle blowfly) is the source of this 1705-nucleotide messenger RNA. RefSeq names its product WD repeat-containing protein 1 l(2)09851. Gene Ontology annotation, biological process: ribosome biogenesis. Lineage: Eukaryota; Metazoa; Arthropoda; Insecta; Diptera; Calliphoridae. The transcript is spliced from 2 exons. Bases 35 to 1417 code for a protein of 460 amino acids. The record is from RefSeq and is a predicted model, not a curated record. Gene Ontology annotation, molecular function: protein binding. Gene Ontology annotation, cellular component: nucleolus.